AUGGUGGAUUCGGCAAGGGUUUCGGCGGUCUUGGCUACGGAGGCUACGGAGGUUACGGCCUCGGCGGCUAUGGUGGAUUCGGCAAGGGUUUCGGCGGUUUCGGCUACGGAGGUUACGGAGGUUAUGGCCUCGGCGGCUAUGGUGGAUUCGGCAAGGGAUUCGGCGGUCUCGGCUACGGAGGUUACGGCUUCGGCGGCUACGGUGGUUUCGACGGGGUAUAAAAGGAGUGAAGUACCACACGGAAGGCAUCAGUCCUCUACUGUCCUCUACAGAAGCAGCAUCACAGCAACAAACAUGAAGGUUCUGUGCAUCUUCGCCAUCCUCGUCGUCGCUGUCAGCGCAGGAGGUUACGGUGGAUACGGCGGAUUCGGAGGAUACGGUCUUGGUGGAUAUGGAGGCUACGGUCUCGGAGGAGGAUUUGGCAAGGGCUUCGGCGGCUAUGGUCUUGGUGGCUUCGGCGGAGGCUACGGCGGCGGCUACGGCGGAUUUGGCGGCAAAGGCUUCGGCGGCUAUGGUCUUGGUGGAGGCUAUGGCGGCUUCGGCGGCUUCGGCAAGGGCUUCGGCGGCUAUGGUCUCGGUGGAGGCUACGGCGGCGGCUACGGCGGUUAUGGAGGCUAUGGCGGCUUCGGCAAGGGCUACUAAUAAGCCACUACACCAAAGAAACCACCAGUCACA
Messenger RNA from Ornithodoros turicata, 675 nucleotides. RefSeq names its product ctenidin-1-like. The record is from RefSeq and is a predicted model, not a curated record. The transcript has 3 exons. The coding region runs from base 1 to 642 and encodes 213 amino acids. NCBI's taxonomy places the organism in Eukaryota, Metazoa, Arthropoda, Arachnida, Ixodida, Argasidae.